AUGGCGUUUAAACAACAUAAUCGUACUCUGAGUAAUUCGAGUAACGAUGAUGCUGAUAGUAUAGAUCGAAGAAAAGCUGCUCGUUAUCGCGAAAAACUUAAUGCAGAUUAUGAUAAUCCUCGUUUAAGGAGGAUUGACGAUCCAACCCUGCUAAUGAUCGAAGCAAACUCAGCUUCUGAAAGUGAACAUGAAGAUGAGAACGAAGAAGAUAGUUUCUCAAUAUGUUUCAAAUUUCAAAAAGUGAUCAGAGGUCCAAUAUAUACAGGAAAAGUCCUAGAAAAUUGA
Molecule: messenger RNA, 285 nt
Organism: Didymodactylos carnosus
Lineage: Eukaryota; Metazoa; Rotifera; Eurotatoria; Philodinida; Philodinidae
Source: the annotation of a GenBank genome assembly